Messenger RNA from Aphis gossypii (cotton aphid), 402 nucleotides. RefSeq lists its product as uncharacterized. Gene Ontology annotation, molecular function: nucleic acid binding. NCBI's taxonomy places the organism in Eukaryota, Metazoa, Arthropoda, Insecta, Hemiptera, Aphididae. The record is from RefSeq and is a predicted model, not a curated record. Bases 1 to 402 code for a protein of 133 amino acids. The transcript has a single exon.
AUGGACAAUGCUUCUUACCAUUCCGUCAAACUGGACCCCAUUCCCAUAAUUGCUUGGAAAAGAGAUAAAAUAGUACAAUGGUUAAGAUCCAAAGGUUGUAGUAUUGAGACACCGAUGGUCAAACAUUUAAUGUUGGAGAAGGUCAGAGAAAUUAGACAUCUGCAUGAUAAAUAUGUGAUUGACGAAGAAGCAUUAAAAUCUAAUAGAAUUGUAUUGCGUUUGCCGCCUUACCAUUGUGAGCUAAGCCCAAUAGAGUUGGAGUGGGCGGCUGUGAAAAUUCACGUUAAUUACAAUAAUACAACGUUCAAGUUCAACGAUGUACAAAAAUUACUGGUCGAUGGCGUCAAUCUCGUAACACCAGACAUGUGGGCCAAUUUCGUCAGAUACGAGACACAAUAUUAA